Messenger RNA from Drosophila melanogaster (fruit fly), 418 nucleotides. RefSeq lists its product as uncharacterized. The record is from RefSeq and is marked reviewed. The coding region runs from base 107 to 340 and encodes 77 amino acids. NCBI's taxonomy places the organism in Eukaryota, Metazoa, Arthropoda, Insecta, Diptera, Drosophilidae. The transcript has 3 exons.
CAGUUGCCAAACAAAACGCGAUCGGCUAACAACCUCGUACCGCUCGCUCGCAGCUUUAGCUUUACCGUUACACCAGUGAUUGAGCACUACAAUAUCCGAAAAAACCAUGGCUAAAUUGAGUGCCCUGCUGCUGCCCCUAAUUUUGUUUAUUGUGGCCUUUGUGGCGCACACAACUUUUGCUACAGUGCAGCCAAAAGCACCGAACUUCCAGUACUUCGAAAGGCCCAAGUACCGUUAUCCCUACUACGAUGAACACGGGCGCGGAAAACUUCUCUACGGCUACGGCGGACCGGAAUUGUACCAAUACAAGACCUACACGCCCUUGGAGGGCAUUCACUAGUCCUAAAUAUCGAUUAGAUGCAAUGUAGUCCGUAAUUUAUGUAUUCUAUUAUUUAAAUUAAACUUUCUUUAUUACCCC